AUGCCAAUAAAGGGUUCGAGGAAGAGUCCUACGAAGGGCCCAAAAGAGGUGUGUAAAAAUGGGAGCCCUCAUGUGGGUCCUGAUUCCGUGAGGCGUAAGGAAAACCCAAGCGAAUCACUGAUAUCGCGUCUUCAGUUCAUACUUUCUGGUGCAGUGGGCGGUAGGCCGGGCGGUUGUGCUGAUCGAGUUGGUGUCACUGGGCCCCCAAAAGGUGGCGGCGAACUUGUCCGACUUGCUACUAUCCUUCACGGUUGCUUUCUAAUUACGAUGGCGGGAAAGGCGCAAUUAGGUGUUGGUAAGAUUGACCAUUGCGUCAUCGCCACCGUUGACGAACGUUGGCUUGAGGCGAUUACUAGGUACUGUGGUUUUACGGUUGUACCGCGCGAUAUCAUCGAGUGUGGGGCCGCCUUCCCUGAAUGGCUCUCUGCUUUCGAAUCGGUUGUUGAGCAUGGUGUGUCUAAUGGUGGAACAAACUGUGCACAUUCAACGCCGGUUGUCAAGGUGAAGUUGGUUCGUAACUUAGUGCCUUCCGUUGCGGAGGCGGAGCAAUUCUUGCGGGAGCGAUGGGGUGGGGAAAACUCUUGGCGCCACGGGCGAGUGGAAGAGGUUUUGAACUCCUCCAGCACUGCAGCCGUGAGUUCGAACAGUGCUGGAGAGGUUUUGCGAUUCAACGAAGGUGCUGGCGCUGCUGCGACUUCAGUUGUGGGGAGUGUUAGCGAUGAGGAGUUGCUGAGACAACUUUCUGCAGAACUGAGGGCGACACUAACCGGUGAAAGGCUUAAAGGGGUAUUGGCACAGAUGCGGAGAGAAGCACUUGGCCUUGAAGCGAGAGAGGAGGAGCUCAUUAACAGGCGACAGCGGCAGGAACGCCUUCUCUCUACAUAUGAUCUGGCGCGUGUUCUUUUAGGUGAGAAGAGAUCAGCCUGCAACGUGGCGGAGCUGGUCGAACAAAUGGUUCGGCAGAAUCGUUUUGGGGACGGGAAGGAGGGUAUCAUUGAACAGCUCGUGUGUCUUACCAAGGUUAAAGAAAGCGGUAUGACAAUAAUUAGGGUGGAUGAAGGAAAGGGCACCAAUGAGUCUAAGCGUAAGAGACGUGCGAAGGCAACUUCUGACACUGCUUCACUUACUUCGAGAAGGGUAGAGCUUAGCGCUAGUUCCACACUGAAGGAGCUGGAGAUUUCCGUUCUUCGGUUAGAUCGUACGCUGGCCUCCAGGGCUGGAUUGCACCAGGUCUUACAGCGGGAGCAACCCCAGUGA
Trypanosoma brucei brucei TREU927 is the source of this 1257-nucleotide messenger RNA. RefSeq lists its product as hypothetical. Lineage: Eukaryota; Euglenozoa; Kinetoplastea; Trypanosomatida; Trypanosomatidae. The record is from RefSeq and is a predicted model, not a curated record. The coding region runs from base 1 to 1257 and encodes 418 amino acids. The transcript has a single exon.